Mytilinidion resinicola is the source of this 675-nucleotide messenger RNA. RefSeq lists its product as uncharacterized. Lineage: Eukaryota; Fungi; Ascomycota; Dothideomycetes; Mytilinidiales; Mytilinidiaceae. The transcript is spliced from 3 exons. The record is from RefSeq and is a predicted model, not a curated record. Bases 1 to 675 code for a protein of 224 amino acids.
AUGCAGGGAAGCAGCGAAGAAGCUUUCCGAACAACCACCUGUGAACGAAAGAGCCAAGAAGAAGCGAACCGUGACAACCGCCAUUUCGGUACUCAAGAUCAUACGAACGCCUGGUUCUGGGUCUGGCCGUCUGCUGCCGACUCGACGCCGCGCAGCGUGACUGGGCCUUGGCGUGGUUUAGUGUAUCUCUCGCUCGACUACAUUCACCUCGCCUUGUCAUCCCCUGGACGCUCGCGUGACGCCGACCCUGAUCCUGACUUCGCAACGGGCUCUCAGUGGUUUCUCAGCUGCUCUAGAGCUGCACCUGUGUUCCAAAUCGCAGCAUCGCCCGGGGCCCUGCAGAUAUGGCAAUCCAACAUUCAUUCACGUGCUUACGAAAUUUUUGUCCUGUUCUGCUGUUCGACGGUGCACCUUUAUAAGGACCCGCCCAACGCCAGUCCCGCGCCAAGGCCUCCGCCGGCGAGACCUCGAUGCCGCUGCGCUCUGGGGAAGCCUGUCGAGGCGCUGGGAGCUGCAACAGCGCGCCCUGGCCGCCGCCAUUGGGCCAUCGGCCAAGGGACCGCAAUACAGACUGACGCCAGGCUGAUCCGAUCCCCGAAAAGCAAAGGACUUCAAGAUCUGUACGAUGCUGCCGGCGCGACCCCACGUCGUCGUGGGAAGCUCCAGCUCGCCUAG